CAUCUGUCAAUCAAAUUUUAAAUAUGGAAAGGUGAAAAAUGUUUUGAACGUCGCAAAUUUAUUUCCACAAAUCCAACCCUGAAAAUAAUCCAACAAACUCCUAAUAUCCGGCAUGCAGUUGCUUCAUGAACAGAAACCGUUGAUAAAGAACAUCACAAACAUGAGCGUCAAUCUAUCUACAAGAAACCUUUCGACCCAUAAUAUAGAGAUCAAAGAGAAGAGGUCUUCGGAUUCGUCUUUACGACAGAUGAACCCGGUGGCCAGCGGUGACAAUGUGGCCACUGAGUUGACCACACAGAAAUUGAAAGAAGAGAUGCCGCUCCUGGUGCCAUGCUGCGAGGGCAAAGAAUUACAGAUAAAUCAAGACCUGGUGCGAAGCGGACUGUCAGCGAUCUCUAUGAAACAUGAAAGCGUAAUGCAAUGUUUGAGCAUAUCCCAAGCAUCCGAGAGAUCACAUUUAUUCCCUGGACUUGUUAAGCAUCGUAAUUCCUUCCGCUCCCUGCAUCGUCCGGAUCUGAAGCGGGUGCCUUACCUUCGUCGCCUGAGCCCCGAUGAGCUGGAGUUGCUGUUCCGUGGCUAUGCUGACCUACCCACACGUGACGCUCUUGUAAAAGACUAUGAAGAAGCUUCAAAAACAACAUCCACACGAGGUCAGGACUUAAGGACUGGUGACUUAACCAAAAAGACAAUACAGGAACGCAGUGAUAGUACACUUAAUUCUAAAUCAGAGUCGCGACCUACAAAGGAGGAUAUACCAGUGGGUAUGCGACUGCACGGCGCCCGCGCGAGGCUCUACACCUCCGUGCUCGCUGGCACUAAAGCUGGGGAUCAACUUAACAAUGCAUCACCUUUAGAAGACUACGACACUGCGGUACCUGAAAUAGUUCUUCCAGAAGACGAGGUUCAACUCAACGAGGAGUUACAGAUAAUAUUACCACCGCGCUCCGACGACGGCGCGGAAUCUGUCAUUACCACAGCCACUGACAAAACUCUGUGCUAAAUAGCUGCAGGAUCGUGACAACGAGAUAAUAGAAAUUUCACAAAGCACUACUCAAACUGAAAAUUACCUACCAGACAUAUUUGUAUCCAAAAUAAAAAUUAAAUUGAUGUUUGUAAGAAA
Molecule: messenger RNA, 1120 nt
Organism: Papilio xuthus (Asian swallowtail)
Lineage: Eukaryota; Metazoa; Arthropoda; Insecta; Lepidoptera; Papilionidae
Exons: 6
Coding region: 113-1000 (295 amino acids)
Source: RefSeq, a predicted model, not a curated record